AUGAAUUCCCAAAUUCCUGCAUUGGCUGCUCCCUUAAUUUCCACCAAACAUGCAAAAAUUGAGGAUGCACGGCGCUCGGUCAAAUUUCAUCCUUCAGUUUGGGGCGACUAUUUUCUCGCAUAUAAUUCUCAUGUCACGAGUGUUCUACUAAAGCAGGAUGUGUCGAAGCAUGAAGAGAAAGAACAACAGAGACUAAAAGAAGAAGUGAAGAAUCUGCUAGAGGCAGUGCCAGAUGAUUCUUUGCAUAAACUAGACAUCAUCGAUGCAAUCCAACGUCUUGGAGUUGGUCACUAUUUUGAAACCGAAAUUGAAAAAUCUCUAAGAUAUAUAUACGACACUUACCAUGAAAGUUGUGGCAAACAAGAAAGCAAACUUCAUAUCACUGCUCUUCGAUUUCGAUUACUAAGACAACAAGGAUAUUGUGUCUCGUGUGAUGUGUUCAAUAAAUUCAAGGACCACCAAGGAAAAUUCGAUGAAUAUUUGACUAGCAAUUUACAAGGCUUGUUAAGCUUGUAUGAGGCUGCACAGUUCAGAGUAGAUGGUGAGGACACUCUCGAGGAAGCAUUGAAGUUUACUAUCACUCAACUCGAUUCCGUAGUCCUCCAUGUGAGUAAUUCUGUGUCUACACAAGUUAGGGAAGGUUUGGAAUUUCCAAUUCAUAAGACUAUGACGAGGCUGGGGGCAAGAAAGUUUUUUUCUAUUUAUCAAGAAGAUGAAUCACAUAACGAGACGCUGCUGGAUUUCGCAAAAUUAGAUUUCAACUUAUUGCAAAAGAUGUAUCAGAAGGAGCUAUACGACAUUACAAGGUGGUGGAAGGCGUUAGAGUUUGAAAAUAAAUUACCUUUUGCAAGAGAUAGAUUGGUGGAAUGCUACUUUUGGGCAUUGGGAGUAUUCUUUGAGCCCCAAUAUUCUCAUGGUAGGAAAAUGCUAGCCAAAGUAAUCGCCAUGAUUUCUGUCGUCGAUGACAUCUAUGACAUUUAUGGGACUCUCGAUGAACUUACUCUUCUCAUGGAUGCAAUUGAAAGAUGGGAUCUUAGUCUCGUUGAUCAGCUACCACCGUACAUGAAAUAUUAUUACAAAGCUCUUUUAGAUGUUUAUGUCGAGAUUGAGGAAGAGUUGGGAAAGACAGGGAAAUCAUACCUUGUUCACUUCAUGAUGGAAGAGAAGAAAAGACUCGUGAGAACAUAUCUUCAAGAGGCGAAAUGGGUGUACAGUGGCUAUAUUCCGACCCUGGAAGAAUAUAUGAAAGUGGGAAAGCCAUCUAGCACUUACAUAUUGUUUUCUUCAGUUUCUUUGACAGCCAUAGGAGAGUUAGUGAGCAAGGAAGCCUUUGAGUGGGUAGCAAGCGAUCCAUUAAUCCUACAAGGUUCAGAAAUAAUUGGUAGGCUAAUGAACGACUUGGUAGGAUUUGGGUUUGAGCAGAAAAUAUCAGCAGUUGGAUGUUACAUGAAUCAAAAUAAUGGUGCCUCAAAAGAGGAGGCGUUCGCAAAAAUUCAAAAACAAGUUACGAACGCAUGGAAAGUCAUAAACGAAGAAUGUCUUCGUCCAACUGCUGUGCCAAUGGCUUUCCUCAAGCGAGUUAUUGUCAAUCUUGCACGUCUCUCACAUACUGUGUACAAAGACGGAGAUGAAUAUACUCAUUCGUCAGACAAAAUAAAAGAUACCAUAGCUUUGGUAUUGAUUCAACCUGUGGCAAUACCAUGA
Messenger RNA from Fraxinus pennsylvanica, 1704 nucleotides. Lineage: Eukaryota; Viridiplantae; Streptophyta; Magnoliopsida; Lamiales; Oleaceae. The record is from the annotation of a GenBank genome assembly.